AUGUCAGGCUCUAGUAAUAUCGAGAUAACCACCGCCCAACGCAUGAUCUCCGCCACUUGGGGGAGUAUCUUGACCUCGCUGCUGGUGACACCGCUCGACGUCGUGCGUGUACGAUUACAAUCCCAGCAACCUCCUUCCCCCUCGAAUCUCUCCCGGUUUCCCGCCUACUCGACGAACUUCAAACACCUCCCGCCCGACCUGGGUGUCAACUCAUGUUGUCGAGACGUGUUUUUUGUUGGAAAUAAUGGUCAGUUCUGCCUCGCAGGAAAUGGCUCCGCACAGGGGUCAUCAGCAAUCGCUGCUGAAUGUGCCGUUGAAGAAACCCAACGAAGGACUUUCACUUCGACCCUUGACGGCUUGAAGAAGAUUGCCAGGAACGAAGGCUAUUCGACGUUAUGGCGGGGGCUUUCUCCGACACUGGUCAUGGCGAUUCCUGCCAACGUCAUUUAUUUCACAGGCUACGACUGGCUUCGUUACCAUCGCAACAGUCCGAUAAGAAAGAUCUCCUCUGAUACCUACGCUCCUCUCGUUGCUGGCUCGAUUGCACGGGUAGCAGCUGCUAUUUCGGUUUCGCCCAUCGAAAUGUUCCGAACUCGAAUGCAAGCGACCUCUGGAAUCGACACGGGUGUAUUUAAAGAAACUUUACUAGGGCUGCACCGCAUGACCCAGACACAGGGAUACACAUCGCUAUGGCGUGGGUUGACACUGACCAUGUGGCGGGAUGUGCCCUUUUCCGGCAUCUAUUGGUGGGGAUACGAAGCGAUCCGCAAUAAGUUGACCGAUGCUCGCCAAGUGGCCAAAGGCCAUGAUCUCGAUCCUUCCCGCUCCAUGACCAGCGGACGAUCAGCUCAAGCUGACGAAAACCACACAACUACCUUUGUUGACAGUUUCAUUGCAGGUGCGGCUUCUGGCGCUGUUGCUGCUUUUGUCACCACACCAUUCGAUGUGGGUAAGACUCGUCAACAAGUUUAUCACCAUGCUGGAGACGACGCCCCCUCCGUGGUGGCAGCACGAGAGGCCGCCAAAGCCGGAAAGCAUAUCCCAGAAGAGCUCUCGAUACCACGCUUUCUUUACCAUAUUUGGACCGAGGAAGGCAUCAGUGGGCUUUUCAGGGGUUGGGCCGCUCGAUGUUUGAAAGUUGCGCCAGCAUGCGCAAUCAUGAUUAGCAGCUAUGAAGUCGGCAAGAAGUGGGCGAAGACGGUGAACGAAAAGAAGGAGGAGAGGAAGGCUAUGUCUUGA
Fonsecaea pedrosoi CBS 271.37 is the source of this 1239-nucleotide messenger RNA. RefSeq lists its product as uncharacterized. Lineage: Eukaryota; Fungi; Ascomycota; Eurotiomycetes; Chaetothyriales; Herpotrichiellaceae. Gene Ontology annotation, biological process: mitochondrial transmembrane transport. The transcript is spliced from 2 exons. The record is from RefSeq and is a predicted model, not a curated record. Bases 1 to 1239 code for a protein of 412 amino acids.